Messenger RNA from Hippoglossus stenolepis (Pacific halibut), 1962 nucleotides. RefSeq names its product ectonucleoside triphosphate diphosphohydrolase 6 (gene entpd6). Gene Ontology annotation, biological process: nucleoside diphosphate catabolic process. Gene Ontology annotation, molecular function: UDP phosphatase activity; GDP phosphatase activity. The transcript is spliced from 15 exons. Lineage: Eukaryota; Metazoa; Chordata; Actinopteri; Pleuronectiformes; Pleuronectidae. Gene Ontology annotation, cellular component: membrane; Golgi apparatus. The record is from RefSeq and is a predicted model, not a curated record. Bases 114 to 1430 code for a protein of 438 amino acids.
CAUCAGACUGCGCCGUGUCGAUGAAGUGUCGGUGGAGGAGAUGAAGAGUUAACGAACAUCUGACGGAGCUGAGGACAGACUGAAGAAGAGGCUCCUGUUAAUAAUGAGUUGUGAUGAAGAGACCAAAGCUUGCCGGAGUCUUCCUCUUCAUCGGCUGCCUGCUCGUCUACCUCAUGUUCGUCAAGCGUCACUACAGCUUCUUGAAGCCUGACGCCGUCGGACUACCUCCCCACCACCUGUCCCCCUUGGACCGGAUCGGAGACGCCACGUCGCCUUCUGAUGCCGGACCCAGUUUCCGGUACGGAAUCAUGUUCGAUGCCGGGAGCACGGGGACGAGAAUCCACGUCUUCAAGUUUCAGAUGGAAAACGGAGAAGCUCUGUCGUUGGCCCAUGAGAUGUUCAGAGCCAUCAAACCCGGCCUGUCUGCGUACGCUGACGAUCCAGAGAAGUGCACGUCAGGGAUCACGGAGCUGUUAGACGUUGCCAAGUCCAGUGUCCCCCAAUCUCUCUGGAACAUCACCCCCGUGGUCCUGAAGGCAACAGCCGGACUCCGCCUACUUCCUGGAGAGAAGGCCAACCACCUGCUGGCCAAUGUGAGGGCGUUGUUUCUCCAGUCUCCCUUUCUGUCCAGAGACGACAGCGUGUCCAUCAUGGACGGAACUGACGAAGGGAUUUCUGCCUGGAUCACGGUCAACUUCCUCACUGGCGGUCUUCAUGGUGCUGGCUCGCCCACAGUGGGGAUGUUGGAUUUGGGCGGGGGGUCGACUCAGAUCACCUUCAGUCCUCAGGAUGAGAAAACCAUCCAGACCUCACCUAUAGACGACAUCAGAUCCUUCCAGAUGUUCAACACUACACACACCGUCUACACUCACAGUUAUCUGGGUCUGGGUCUGAUGUCGGCUCGUCUCGCCGUCUUAGGGGGCGUCGACAGUUCCCCCCUAGGGGGCAGCACUGAGCUGGUCAGCCCCUGCCUUGCUCCAGAGUACUCUGGCAGUUGGGAGCAUGCUGACGUCGUCUACACUGUGAAGGGACAGAAGGCAGGGGAACCGCUGUACGAGGCGUGUCGCACCAAAGUGGAGAAGGUUCUGUACAGGAAGGUGACGAAGCCGUCUGAAGUUGCUGACGUGGAUUUCUACGCCUUCUCCUUCUACUACGACCGAGCCGUCGACCUCGGAGUGAUCGAGGAGAAGAAGGGGGGAACCGUCAAAGUGUCCGACUACAUGGAUGCAGCAAUAAGAGUGUGCGGCGGAGAGUCCGUCCAUCCGAGUCCGUUCCUCUGCCUGGACCUGGUCUACGUGUCCGUCCUGCUGCAGGAGCUCGGCUUUCCUCCACACAAACACUUGAAGCUGGCGAGGACCAUCAAGCAGGUGGAGACCAGUUGGGCUCUCGGAGCGACGUUCCACUACAUCGAGACCCUGAAGGGACACUGAAGGCUUUUAUGUUGAAAGGAUUCUGAAUGUUGAGGAUGGCUAUGAUCCUCGCUCUGACCUCUGACCUCCGUGAAGCCUGACACCUGCAGGUGGUGAAGCGCUGCUCUCAGCUGACAGUGGGCGGAGUCAGUGGUACCUGCUCUCCACCUGCAGCUGUCGGGCCUCACUCCUGCACCUGGGUCAUGUGACCGCUCUGACCGUCCAAUCACACGCUGCGUCCUGUUCAGGUGGAUCCAGCCUCGUUUUCUGACCUCGUGGAAACACUGCGACACGUGAUCGCUCCGGUUUCACUUCAGGUUCAGACUCUGGGUUUUAACGCUUUGUUAUUUUCUCGUGACUCGUUUGUUCGGAGGAUUUUUAAUGUUUGAAUGUUUUUGUGUAACUUCAGACGAGAGAAACUGUGACUCUGAUGUUUCUGAAGCUGAACGUUUGUCUUUAAAAGCUCUGGUGGGUGAAUUCAACUUUUAUAUCCUCAAGUCUCGUCCUUCACAACUUCAACUUCUGACCUUUAAAUAAAGUUUAUUUAAUCAAC